AUGUUUUUGAAGGCCAUUGCCAUCCUAAGGACUUUUGACUUUCGACAUUCCUGGUCCAGAUUGCAUUGGAGCCGCUGGAAACAGCGGGCGGAGCCGAAGAAAGUCAUAGUCGCAACUUCGAAAUACACAGCACUUCGACGAUGUAUAUUCCAUCUGAUUCCCGCUUCCAUGUCGGCGGCAGUGCUGGCUCUGAAUUUUCGCAGGCUCUAUCUCGGUGCUGACCUCUCAGGGCCAAUCAGCUCCGAGACCAUCACUCUUAUGAUGUUCCAAGUCCUAGCCAAAGUGCACGAAAUAUUUCUUGUCGCUAGCUUGGGCAUGAUUAUCCAUCACGUUCUUAGAUAUGAGUUGCUCUAUGGCGAAGGCUUACCACUUGGCCUCAUCGGCUCUGGCGUUUCUUUCGGAAGUUUCCUCUUCUUUUUUACCAAAGAGUUCUGGGGAUCUCUGAGAUAUGUGAGGUUUCCAGGGGGGCGAGCUCGGAAACUAUCCUUCAUAUUCCUGCUUCUCCUGGCUGGUCUGACGGCAACUUUCGCCGGUCCUGCAAGUGCAACACUAUUGGUUCCACAGUCCCAAAGUAUUCCACAUGGCCGGACAGAAAUAUUCCUCGACGGGACAUCUCAUGAUCUUUGGCCGGAAGAUCUUUCAGGAGACCUGUCUGAGCUUGGAAAAUUCUGCACAAGCCAAUCUUCAAGCGUCACAGCAAUCUGUCCCGGCGGGGGGUAUUCGUCGCUAUGGGAGUUUUGGGGCCGAAUGACGUACUCGACAUUUCAUGACGGCAAUGUACCAAAAUUUUCCAAAAGAUUGUCUGGUUCUCGGUUCUUUUGGCCAGUACACAGUCCAACCAUUCCAAUACCGCCGUUGUACUCACUGGGAGACGUUAGAGAACGAGAAGAGGCUAAGUUCUCCACGUUCCUCGUGCAACCGCACGCGGCAACUGCGAUAUAUCUACAGCGACUGGCGACAGAUUGGUGGACGGCCGUGACUGCGAAGGAAGGGACAGUGGAGGACCGCUUUGAUGAUCGCAAGCUCGAGGCAUCUGCUAGAGCGGCCAUUGUGUCCAUGCGGUGUGCUCCGCCACAGAACUUGUCCGCUUCGGACAACAUUGUUCGCUUUCCCCAGGUCAAUGGGCGGUUUGCAUACGCAGAACCUUUAGACUUCACGCUUGAUGACAUCAAUUCAACGUCUUCUGACCUUCUUCGCUUCAGGUGGGUAGAACUUCCAGAUCGAUUCGGCACCGUUAGUCUGGGGGCUUUAUUUGAAUCACCCUGGGACCUUGAGUCGAACUCACGUGUGGCGAUAGGGUGCUCGGGUCAGGCGGGGUGGGUUCCAGCACAGAUAAUGUCCGACGCAUACACAUUCUGGACAGGUUGGUACGCAUGGGGCAUAUUUUUCGGUGGACGAACACCGGCUUGGACUGCGACUCCUAAGGGGGCGGAGCAGUCACCCACUAACGGAAGAAUUGCCUUCGGGGCACCCUGGCUGGACUUGUUGACGCCCCCAGUGCCCUCGGGUCUGGAGAGACCUGACUGGAAGCCGAAUGCAAUGGAAAGCAUUCUGGAUAAGGCUGGAUUUGGAAAUGUUGUGCCUAGCAACAGCCGCAGUUCCAUGGCAGAUCAAUGGGCGUUGGAAGACACGUUGGGCUCAGGGAGGACGGUCUUUCUAGAAUCCAUUAUUGCCAGCGUCCUGGUGGAUGGUGUGAGCCGAAGCGGCAGCCACCGCGUCUUCGAGAACAACGGGACGCAUGUGUUACCGGCUCUCGCGGGCUAUGAGAAGCUAGCGGAUUUUGACAAAUUGGUUCAAGCAGGGAAGACGGCCUUGAGACAGCCAAACAAGCCGGUCACAGAUUACACAACAUUGGUGGCCCAAAUGGAGACAAGUGGCUACGCAAUGAGACUCGAUCUCGCAGGGUAUCUUGCUAUGGCAGUACUCCUGACACACUUGCUCAUGGCAGCUGUCCAUACGAUAUGGGUACUCUAUUUUGGCCACACGUCCAAGAGCUGGGACACGGUCGCAGAGCUCGUAGCACUUUCACAAAACUCGCGGCCUGCACUGGUUGCGCUGGCCAAUACUGGGGGAGGGGUUCGAUGCCGGAAAACAUACGAGCAAAUGGCGGUGGUCAGGGCGUGUCAGGAAGGUGACGGUUCAACAGAUGAGCGGGUGGAGUUGCUGUUCGACGCAGGCAAGCGAGAAGACACCCUCACUGAGACCAAAGAGGACCCAAAAGGCAUGGCGCUGAGAACACCAUCGACUUGGCCACGACACGGUGAGGGUGGGAUGCUCAAUAUAGGGAACCACCAGCCUCAUGGCCGUUCCUCUUCUACAGAAAGGCUUUUAUUUCAGAGCAAAGGUGGGCGUGAUGGAAUGUACAGUCGAGUGAGGCCUGGACACCUGUACGGUUGA
This is a messenger RNA of Exophiala mesophila, 2397 nucleotides long. RefSeq lists its product as uncharacterized. The record is from RefSeq and is a predicted model, not a curated record. The transcript has a single exon. NCBI's taxonomy places the organism in Eukaryota, Fungi, Ascomycota, Eurotiomycetes, Chaetothyriales, Herpotrichiellaceae. Bases 1 to 2397 code for a protein of 798 amino acids.